Messenger RNA from Hyposmocoma kahamanoa, 1570 nucleotides. RefSeq names its product antifreeze protein Maxi-like. The record is from RefSeq and is a predicted model, not a curated record. Lineage: Eukaryota; Metazoa; Arthropoda; Insecta; Lepidoptera; Cosmopterigidae. The coding region runs from base 430 to 1107 and encodes 225 amino acids. The transcript is spliced from 5 exons.
UAUAAAGAAAUCCGUAGACGACUUAAUCUGUUACGUAGGUUCAAUCUAGUAGUAGAAGAACGGGAUUGUUAUUGGAAUAUACAUAAAUGUGUCUACGGUGUCCCAAAUUAUUAUUGACCUGGCAAUGCAAGUAACUCGUAAGAAAACACGGUAUGACGUAAUAAUAUUGUUUCCAAGCCUCUCUUAUAUCGUGAGUUUGUCGUACUACGCUCUGCAAUAAUCCCAUCGAAAGGGAAGUGAUAGUACACAGCUAGUUUUUGUCAGCUGCGCAAUUAUUUCUAUGGCUAGUUCAAUCCCUUUCUAUAAUACCACUUAUUGUUGCGAGCUUAAUCUUCCGUGUACUAACAUAUAAAACAUCCGAUGUCCACCGUUAAGGACCACUGUAGUGGGUAGAUCCAAACAGAAAACAGCCACCAAAAAAUAAACAAGAUGGCUCACAAAGUAUUGAUCUUGACUUUGGCCUUGAUGACCGUUGUCAAUGGAGGAACUCAAGAGAAGAGAAGCGCUACGCCUUGGGACGCGGCACUGGCCGCUUUGGCUCAGGACCACGUGCUUUGGCAGGCGCCUGAUCAAGCAGAUUCCAGCUCAGACGUAGCAGGGGCAGUGGCUGCGGCGAAAGCGGCAGCUCGUGCUGUCAUGGCUGCCCAGGACCAAGUUGCUGCAGCGAAGCACGCGGCUCUCGAGCAGCAAAGCAUUGCCGCUGCUAAGGAGGCUGCUGCUGCUCAUGCAGCCCAUAAAAGUGAGGAGGCAGCGCGGCACGCGCGCGCGCACGCGCUGGCUGCUGCACAGGCCGCCGUGCAUGCCCAAGCGCAGUUAGCGGGCGCAAAGGCCCGCGCUGCAGCCGCACAGAAAGUCGCAGCCGCGCGGGAAGCCGCUGCUGCCCGGGCUAUACAACGCGCUGCGCAUAACCAAGCUACUAGACUGCAGAAUGCUGAUAUCGAAGCUCUGAAGCUGUCAGUGCUGCAGAGCUCUGGGGCAGCAGGCGCAGCAGGGGCCGCGCAGCAUGCGGCCUCCCUCGCUGCAGCCGCGCUUCGCCCCGCAGCGCCGUGGAAGCCAGCUCCAUGGCCAGUGUGGUCACCUGCCUCUGGCCCAUGGGCUUGGUCUUAGAUUCUUAAAAUUACUAGGAACUUGCGUGUCUAACAUAGCUAGAUAUAGACUCAGAUAAUGCACGAAACAUGUUUUGUCCUAGCCAUGCUGAGAUUUCGAUCCAUGAGUAAUAUAGAAAACCAUCUAAGAAUAUUUUAUGAGCCAUCGAAACUAAAAUAGUAGUUUAUGUGACUGUUACAUAAUGAAAGGCAUUUAAACACGAGUAUUGGUUUCAUAAAAACAUCACACGAGUGUUUUAAUGCAUAAUUAUAUACAUUUACAUACACUGCUUUAUAUAUACACACAUAUUAUAUAAGCUCUCUAGGAUGUGUUCAGGAGCCGCAUGUUACGACCCGGCGAAAUAGCGGCAAAUAAAAACUUUUCUCACGCAUGUCAUGUGUGACCGUACUUUUUAUUUAAUUCAUUGACAAACUAGAGUCGGCCCCGACUAUCAUAUCGUUCGAUAUCAAGUAACGUGUGAAAU